CUGGUCUGGUCUGGUCUGUCGAGGCAGGCAGGGCUGACGGCUGACCAACUAGAACGGUGUUUCUUGUGCGACACGGCCAGCAGCAGUAGAGCGGCACCUCCAUCAAUCAGCAACGAGCCCAAGCAAACUUCCACAUGUAUUGCGCAUCAAGUAUAUAGUCUGCCCCAAUGACCCUGUGCGGAGUGCCGUGAGGGAUCGUCGUCCAACACAGCAGUCGCUAUCCACACGCCGUAAUGUCUUAUCCAUCGAGUAAUCACUGGCCCUUUGAUGGACCUUCUUUCAAUUUCUUACCUUGGAAUUACAAUCCGAACGCCGACGAGUCGGACUCUCAGUCCCAGCAGCAAGCUACCAAUCCACCCAUUCCAGCCUACUAUCCACCGCCAUACAACUUCUCUUCCUCUUCGUCUUCAUACCCGCGACUGCCUCUGCCGAGCUAUACACAACCAAGGAAUCAUUCGACGACGGGACAUUCCCGACCGCAACAGCUUUCUACCCCAUCCGCCUCUCUGCACGCCGCUCUGAGGGAAGGCGCCGAUUUUCUACCACGAGCUUCCAUUCUUCCCCGUCUACCUCCACUUCCUCGUGUCCACUCUGCCUCGACUCAGCAAUCCAGCUUUGGCUACAUCCCGAGCCACUUCUUCUAUUCACCACCUCAGUCGCCCCAGGAAAUCGACCCGGAGACACACACGACCGCUACAAAUACUACACAUCAACCUGCAGUAUCCUCGUCCCCCCAAACCGUUGCUGGCCCAUCGUUCACCAAUCAAUCGACCGAUCCCUCCAUAGCCAAUCCUCUCACACACCCUUCACCCGCCAAUCAGUCGACCUCUCGAUUCGACAACGAAUCUCUUGCUGGUGCUUUCAGAAGUGGUCCGUCGUUCUCACACCACCAGAACCCUGUCGAACAACCACACAUGAAAGAGGAGGACACCGACAUAAUGCUUUCCUCAACUGCCCCCCGCAAACGUCCACGCCCUUCGUUUUCCGGGACGCCACCAUCUGCGACCAAGCGUCGACUGAACCCUUCCGCUCCGAUAGAGUUAGACGACACAGACGAAGACGAAAUAGAAGAGUUGGGCCCUGACAACGAUAUUCUUGCAAAAGAGCGCGAGGCCUUGGUCACUAAACAACGGGAAGAGAGUAGCAAAGUCAGCAGGAUAGGAGACUUGAACUGCAUGAUCUGCCUUGAACAUUUCACCAACAUGACUGCUACGCACUGCGGGCACAUCUUCUGUCAUGAAUGUUUGACACAGGCUUUGAUAGCUAGUCAGCGCAGUUCGGAUCACAACUACGGCACAUGUCCAGCAUGUCGUAAACCGAUCAAGCCAAAGGGAAAGACUCAGAUCGUUCCUCUAGCUCUGAUGAAGGCGAGGAAGAAGAAGUGAUUUCAUUCGUUUGGUAGCGACCUGGAUUGUAUUUACAGGGUUUUGGCGUCUUUUGGACAAACAUGGUUUCUAGCUUUAUACCCACUCUCUGUUCAUGACCAUAGCAACUGUUCAGGCAGUUGAUCAAAUUACCAUGCAUUAUGCACAUCAUGUCUCGCAUCC
This is a messenger RNA of Aureobasidium subglaciale EXF-2481, 1547 nucleotides long. RefSeq lists its product as uncharacterized. The transcript has 3 exons. NCBI's taxonomy places the organism in Eukaryota, Fungi, Ascomycota, Dothideomycetes, Dothideales, Saccotheciaceae. Bases 234 to 1385 code for a protein of 383 amino acids. The record is from RefSeq and is a predicted model, not a curated record.